Molecule: messenger RNA, 435 nt
Organism: Kluyveromyces marxianus DMKU3-1042
Lineage: Eukaryota; Fungi; Ascomycota; Saccharomycetes; Saccharomycetales; Saccharomycetaceae
Exons: 1
Coding region: 1-435 (144 amino acids)
Source: RefSeq, a predicted model, not a curated record
AUGGAUUCUUUCUACCAGGAUUUGGAAGAAAGAGAUGAUGACAAAACAGUGAUACCGCAAGCAUCUACACCAAAGGAAGAUCGAAUUGAUAUCUCCGAAAAGGAUCUUGAGAUAGAUUAUCUCAAGGAUAAGGUUUCAGCGGAUAGAGGAGGCCGGUCUGUAUCAGGUACGAUAACCAAAGUAAAGAAAAGGAAUAAUAGGAAGAAAAAGAAGAAGAAAAAGGAAAAAAGAAGUACAAGCAAAAGACACAGAGAGUACAAAUACGAUCGCCUUCUUCAUGACCAAUAUAUUACCCAAAAUGAGACACCCCUUAUUGGACAGCAAAGUGAACGGAAUCCAAAUGAUAACACAAGGAUUUUUUUUCCAGGAUUAUUACUUGGAACCUUUCUGGGAUCGAUGGUGACAAAAUUUUUCCUUGAGACCACAUCGCUGUAG